Molecule: messenger RNA, 1821 nt
Organism: Cyclospora cayetanensis
Lineage: Eukaryota; Apicomplexa; Conoidasida; Eucoccidiorida; Eimeriidae
Exons: 1
Coding region: 1-1821 (606 amino acids)
Source: RefSeq, a predicted model, not a curated record
AUGCCUCUACCAACCACACCUGCUGGGGCCUUGGCCCAGAGUAUUGCAGCAAAACAGCGCAGCAGUACCAUUUUUGAUGAUGCACCCCCUCUACGCCGCCCUAGUGCAUGCAGCACAGACCGGCAGACGCAGCUAUUCGUAAGAAACCUCAGAACUACUGCACCCCCAGAGAUGCGGUCUCCCUCAAUAUCCCGCUCUUCUUCAAACUUCUCAGCUCAGCUCCAGCGCCAGACACUUUCAAGGGCACAACAGAGUUAUAUGAGGACUACGAGCAGUUCUCGCAGCCGAAGCAGAAAUCCUCUUCCAGAAUGUAAUGACCUCUCCCCCCAUCAAUCUCAGCCUCAGUAUUCCUCUUCUACUCGCGUCCGUAGCCCGAGUCCAUACAGAGUGGCAUCUAUGAAUUCAGUGCCUGCUGUUGCAACGCAUUCAACAGGACGCACAGCCACACUUCGCCAAGGCCAGCCCCCCCUGCCUCGAGCCAGGCGCCCCUUUGUACAGAGGAGCGUCGAUGCGGAACAGCACUCUGCAACUCGGCAGCACCACACUGCAUGUAACCACGAUGCUCCUACUGUCGGCAAGUCUCUCUAUUCGUGGCAGGCUAAAAAGAUGCACCAGGAUUCCCUCGAAGAGCAGCAGAAGUUAAGGAGUUUAAGCAGUAGCUGGACUGUUCAGGAUCCCCUAAAAAGUGCCGGCACUAUGCGUGCAGGCUUAGGGGAAUCGGACGACGGGCCAUUGGAGCUGGAUGCUUCAGACCAAAGAGAACUGUCUCAAAUCACUGCCUCUCUCGAGAUGCACAGACUCUUUCCGCGAUCUGCGACCACGUACAGUACACAAGCAGGGACAACUCAAGGUCCUCUUGCUAGCGGGACUGUCGAUGCUGAGCCGAAAACUCGGCAACAAAACCAGACUUCAGCUGGCUUUGCGUUACUCCAGGAGUCUCAUGAGACCUCUCUCGUGCCACGGACGACGGAGCAUCAGCAGCAACGGAAGGGGAUCCUACCCCAUCUAAUUCAACCUUCAUGGCAUCAGCAGAAACUGCAACAGCAGCAGCCGCUGUCGCGUCCUUGGCCAUGUCCUCAACAGCAGGAUACUACUCCAAGCGUGGACAUCCUUGAACCUGGGAAGGCUGCAGAGGUUGGGAAAUUUAGCGGAGUUUCUGGAAGGCGGGGUGUGGGUUUAUCAACCUUUGGAGUGUCUGCCUUUGGGGAGGAAUCUCCAGAGGGAAAGGGUGCCUACAGCGGUAUGGCUAACCUCUUUGGGCUGUUCGGCUGGUGCGCACGCUUUGCCCUGGUGCUGGUUGUUUGCCUCUGGCGCCUCCUCAAUACCUCUUACGACUCCUGGAGUGCGCGACAGUUCAAAGAGUCCUUCAUGGCUCAAAUGACCGGGGAAAGCCUCAUAGGAGAAGGGCUGGUGGGCGAGCAAUCGCAGCUAGGCGUGGGGGGAAUGCGCAAGACAAAUGGCGAGGCCGGCGCAGCACUGAAAUCGCAGAGCCUGCUGCACCGCAUCACUGCACGGCAGGCGCCGCACCGACACCAGCACGAACAACAGGAUCAGAGCUGUCAUGUGCAUCGUGAUAAGAGUAUCGUUCCUGGUGGAGUUCCUCGUUCCACUUCUUUGGAGGGGUUGACGCUCUCUGAGGCACACGGAAGGAGAGGAGGUCACAGUUCUCUGCAAAGUUUCAAUGUUUGCAACGAACAGGCGGGUAUGUAUGGGUCUUUGCUGCCGAAGGCCUUGUCUCUGGCUGUUGCAGCUUUUUGCCUUGUGUGUUGGCUCUUCAUGGAAACGCCAAGGGAAGAGUUCGUAGACUUUGAUUUUAUGUGA